UAAGAAUGCGUGCUUAAAGCGCAUCGCAGUGCUAGUCGACGUCUUGUGAAGUCUCAAAAUGAAAUACCUCGUCCUUUUCACUUUCGCCUUGGCGGCAGCGGAUGUGUCGCACAUAGUGCCCAAGUCAAGCGAUCGUGAUGCCAAGAUCCUCAAACAAGAGCUGGACGUGGGCCUCGAAGGACAGUACCAGUGGGCUAUAGAGACAGACAACGGCAUCUCGCAGCAUGAGCAUGGCGCGCUUAACAAUCCUCAAGCAGAGAACCCAGCCCAGGUUGCGCAAGGAGAGGCGCAGUGGACCUCCCCCGAGGGAGAGGUAAUCAAACUACAGUACGUAGCUGACGAGAACGGUUACCAACCCCAGGGCUCACAUCUCCCCACUCCACCCCCUAUUCCAGAGGCGAUCCUCCGAGCUCUGGAGUACAUCCGAGCACACCCACCUAAAGAGGACCCCGCAUCUAAGUGAAUUAAACUCACUUAUUAGAUUAUGUAUAGAUCGUACUUAGAUAAAUACAACAUUAGGUUAAAAACUGAACUUAUUUUGGUUUAUAGACUUAAUUUGAUUAUUUUCUGGAAAUUGAGCUCUACAAAUAAUAGAAAUACGAAGGUCAUCCAUUUGUUUCUUUCAACCGUGUUAUAGUUAUCCAAAUGCAAACUAAGAUUUUUAGUGUGAGAUGCACCACAGCCCCCCUAGCAAGAGUACUGUGAUAUGGUAUAUAACGCGUUUUUAACAUGCUCAAUUGUUAAAUUACUAUGGCGUUUGACAGUCAAACGCGAUAAAAACGUGAUAUAAUGUAAACUGUGGAGCUCAUGCUACAGGGACUGAGCUGGUUAACGUCAAAUUAAAAAUUUACUAUGACUUCAACUGGCCUCAGUGGAUAGUUCACUGUCAUUGUCAAAUCAUGACCUUAUUAAACUGGACGGUUAAAUUAAGUUGGUGCAACUCACUCUUGGUAAAGUGCCAUCGAUAAUUUAUCAGUUUAUUCAACGUUUAUAGACGUAUGGUCUAUGGUGUAGUAAUAACCUGCCCCUUUAGCAUGACCAUCGAAACGGGAUAUGAUUACUGUCAAACUCUACUGUCGUCUGACAGUUAAUGACGAUAUAUCGCUUUAUCAUAUCCCGUUUCGGUGGUCAUGCUAGAGGGGCUGGAACACCUAAAAAACGACACGACAUCUUUGACGAAAUGGGUUGUCUGAAAGAGAUUGCUAUUAAGCAAUAAGGCCGCUCAUUGUGUAAUGUCUGUCAGUGUAAUUUUACUUUUAUGUCCUUUGUGGUGUUAUACAAUUAAGAAUAUUAUUAUUAUUAUCUUUAUAAAAUAUUGCGAUCAUAUCGAUUAAUCAUAGAUGUUGAAGUGUUGUACCUUAUUAGAUUAAAAAGCAUAGAUAUUAAAAAGAACCCGUAAUUCCAAGUUAUAUCCGCUAUUAACUUAGGGGUGGUCCAUUAAUCACGUGCAACUUUUAAGCCCCCCCCUCCCCCCUUCUAGAUUAAUCCUCCCCCAUACCCAAAAUCACGUGUAUUUUUUGUCAUACAAAGAAUAUUGAACAUUUCAGAAUUUUAUAUUUGAACUGGCGGCCGCCCGCGUCAUCGUACGCGUGGAGUUACUUAGAAAUAAAGGUUCACUGCUCGUUCCCCGUAGGUGAUAGCGUGAUAAUAUGUAGCCUAUAUAUUGACCCGACUUCUUAAUAAUAUUAAUGCCAAAUUUGAAGUAAAACCAUGCAGUACUUUUUGAGUUUAUCCCGUACUUACAUACAGACAAACAGACAAAAAAUCUAAAAACUAUAUUUUUGGCUUCGGUAUCGAUUGUAGAUCAUAACCCUCCUAAGUAUUCUUUUACAAAAAUAUUCAAUGCACAGUUUUGACUUUCCUACCAUUUUAUAUGUAUAGAUUGUUGUCCGGGAAGAAGACCGCGCGCCGCUGUUUGGUUUAGAAAUCGUGUGUUCAACGAAAAAUUUAUUCACGUGAUAUCUCAUUAUAUCCCGGAACUUUUCUCCAAACCCUUUCCCCUCGCUUUUCAAGUCUCACGUGAUUAUAGGACUAUCCCCUAUUAUCAUUUGUUUGAUUGUUGUAUAAAAUACUCAGAUUAGCUUUAAGGAACUUUUUUUAUUAUAAUACCUUAUCAAAAGUAAAAAAGUAUAAUUAAAGAAUAUGGUUGAACCUUAA
Molecule: messenger RNA, 2157 nt
Organism: Chilo suppressalis (striped riceborer)
Lineage: Eukaryota; Metazoa; Arthropoda; Insecta; Lepidoptera; Crambidae
Source: the annotation of a GenBank genome assembly